AAAAAAGAAUAUAUACCAAACAAAUCCUUUUCAAGAUGUUAGAAUACUCAACCAAUCCAUCACCAAUAGUAUACCCUACAAUGACAAAGAAUCAUCAUCACAGUUCUCCUCCAAUAACGUACAGAUUAAAAGUUCUUCAUAUCCGUCAUACACAUCUUUCAAAAUUAGAAGCACAAUACCCAGAUUGUGAUGAACUCACAUCAAAUAUAUCAUACCCUAUAUUCAACAAACCAACAAAAUCAAGACCUUUUUCAGUCUUUAGCUCUUCAGGUGUAAUGAGCAAUAACAAUUCAAUUUUAAACAAUCAUUCACUUAUUUCAGAUACAAAUAGUACAAUCACAGGUUCUUCAACUUUGGCAAGUUCUUCAAUGAAUCAUCCUGCAGAUAGUUUAACUUCUUCUAAGAAUAAAAUUCAAUUAAAAUACAGAGGUUUAAUGACAACUAAUGAAGAAAUAUUACCAAGUGCUUAAAGCGUUGAAGUUUGAUAAUUAGUUUAAUGAUUUAUGGCGUGCUUUUUUUUGAUGAAGAAGUAAUACUGAUUGAUCAGUAAACCGAGCUGAUCGAUUAAAAACAGACCUUAUCGAAGAAUCUAAUUCAGUACCUUGACUUCUUUAUACCCUUGAUGUUUGGAUGUUUAUACUGUCGGUAAGGGCACUCUCAAAUGACUAUUAAUAUGGUACCGAAACUAGAUAAUUAUAUGUGAAAUACCUUAGAUUAUGCUAUUGUCAUCUAAUUAACUGCUUAAAGUAAUUUAAUUCCGUACCUCUAUUAAUUAAUUGAUUAAAUUUGUGUGAUAUAAAAAAUUUCAAAAUUUGAAAUUAUCAGCAUAGUACUCUAAAAU
Molecule: messenger RNA, 841 nt
Organism: Hansenula anomala
Lineage: Eukaryota; Fungi; Ascomycota; Saccharomycetes; Phaffomycetales; Wickerhamomycetaceae
Exons: 2
Coding region: 81-470 (129 amino acids)
Source: RefSeq, a predicted model, not a curated record